Molecule: messenger RNA, 1305 nt
Organism: Salarias fasciatus (jewelled blenny)
Lineage: Eukaryota; Metazoa; Chordata; Actinopteri; Blenniiformes; Blenniidae
Gene: tbxtb
Product: T-box transcription factor Tb
Exons: 8
Coding region: 1-1305 (434 amino acids)
Biological process (GO): somitogenesis; cell fate specification; positive regulation of DNA-templated transcription
Cellular component (GO): chromatin; nucleus
Molecular function (GO): DNA-binding transcription factor activity, RNA polymerase II-specific; RNA polymerase II cis-regulatory region sequence-specific DNA binding
Source: RefSeq, a predicted model, not a curated record
AUGGCUACAGGCGCGGGAGACUGUCCCAGUAAGGCCGUGCAGUACCGGGUGGAUCACCUCCUCAGCGCCGUGCAAAGUGAGCUGCAGGCCGGCAGCGAGAAGGGCGACCCCACGGAGAGGGAGCUGAAGGUGUCUCUGGACGACAGCGAGCUGUGGCAGAAAUUCAAAGACCUUACCAAUGAAAUGAUAGUCACAAAAAACGGCAGGCGCAUGUUUCCCGUGCUGAAAGUGAACGUGUCUGGAUUGGACCCGAACGCAAUGUACUCUUUUUUGCUGGAUUUCGCGUCUGCGGACAACCACAGGUGGAAAUACGUGAACGGGGAGUGGGUUCCUGGGGGGAAACCUGAACCUCAGACCCCCAGCUGUGUGUACAUCCACCCGGACUCCCCAAACUUCGGGGCGCACUGGAUGAAAGCUCCCGUCUCCUUCAGUAAAGUCAAACUCACAAAUAAACUCAACGGAGGAGGCCAGAUUAUGUUAAAUUCCUUACACAAAUAUGAGCCACGCAUCCAUAUAGUUCGGGUUGGAGGCCCGAGGAGGAUGAUCACCAGUCACUCCUUCCCCGAGACGCAGUUCAUUGCAGUAACGGCGUACCAAAACGAGGAGAUAACUGCGUUGAAAAUAAAGUAUAAUCCUUUUGCCAAGGCUUUUCUCGAUGCUAAAGAGAGGAGUGAUAACAAAGACCUCAGAGAAGAUGUUAAUGAAAACCAGUCAGGGUACUCUCAAUUAGGUAGCUGGUUUAUUCCAGGCACUGGCUCACUCUGCCCUCCUGCCAGUCCUCACAGCCAGUUUGGGAGUCCCAUUUCCCUUUCACCGUCUCAUGGCUGUGAGCGCUAUUCCACCCUGAGGAACCAUCGCUCGGCCCCUUACACCAGUCCAUACGCACACCGGACCAACUCGCCCAACAGCUACUCUGAGUCUUCACCCUGCCUAUCCAUGCUCUCCAGUCAUGACAACUGGUCCAGUCUGCAGAUGCAAGCACAUUCAAGCAUGAUGCCAAUCGCUCAAAAUCCAACCUCAGCUACAAACUCAAGUCAGUACACCAGCCUGUGGUCUGUCAGCAACUCCCCCCUGACUCCAGUGUCCCAGAACGGGGGAGUGAACAACUGCCUGAGCUCCCAGUUCCUCCGCGGGUCCAGCAGUCACUACCCCGGCCUGUCUCACUCGGUCGCAGCGCCCCCUUCUGGCGCUUCCAUGUACGACAGCGGCGCGGCCGCAGAAGUGCACGACGGCUCUCAGUACGAAGCGUCUCCACCCGGACGCCUCCCGUCAGCCUGGACCCCCGUGACCCCCCCAUCCCUCUGA